UAUCGCUGCCACCUCACUGUCGCUGUCUCCACCGUCACCCUCCCCCAAUAUACCAUCCAGUUAUCCAACAUCCUUUCCAAAUCAUUCAUCUGUUGCCUCUCUAGGCAUAUCAUGUCUCUUCACCAUCCCGUUGCACUCCACACAUCUUCAUCCCCGUACAUGUCGUCGGCGCUUCAGCUGUCCCAUGGUCAAGGACCAAUGUGGAAUCAUCAAGGCCAAAGAGAAAUGCGUUAUUCGCAUGGAUCACGGGGCGGUAUUGAGCCAAGCACUCUCAAUUAUCGCUCUGAUGAAUACCCCAGACAUCACUGGAGUGGUAAUGCUCAAGAGGUCGUCCUGGCGAAUGGGGGAGUCAGCGCCCGCAAACCACCGUCACGUGCUCGUCACCAGUCCUGGGACAUGGACUCCCUUCACAGGCAACCACGCUCCCAUAUCGAUCCGCCAGCCCUUUCCAGCUCUUGGACCAAUCAAUUAGUUCGCCCGUCAUCUCGACGUGGCUCAAAAAGCUCCCCGAUGCGAGGCCCCCGGAAUGGGUUUCCUCGAGUCGAGCAAGAACAUCUGGACUCCAAAGUUGCCAUGAUCGGGUCUUGGUGUAAUACAGACUUGACGCAUGCCAUCGUCUCUCCGAAGGAUCUCUUCGAAUACGAGAAGGACGCCUUGUUAGAUGAUUGGCAUCCAAGAACACCACGGGAGUGCAGGCUUCCAACUCCUGACCUCGCACCACUUUGCAUGGAUUAUGAGUUUUGCGCAUGCUGUCAGAACGAAGAUGACAGGAUAAACGAGACUUGGUACAUGACCUCCAAGGUGAAAAUGGAAGAUCAAUGUAUGUUGAGAGGCUAAGGUCUUGGGUCGCCAGCCAUUUGUUGUCUAGAUGCUGACAAAAGACAGUGAACAGUGCAAUGGAGCAUAUCGCCAGAGCCAAAUCUCAGUCAGGAUCCUCAAUGAUCCGAAAAUCCAGGUGAAGUGAUGUGAAGCAGUAGAUAGGGCUUCAUGAUGGUGGAAUCGGUAGGGCAGGUUUGGCGUCCCGAGUUACAGCUCCCAAUGUGUUGUUUCUGGUUUGGCGUUUUUUGUUUCACCGAUCAAUGACAGGCUUGAUGGUUUCGGUGG
Ilyonectria robusta is the source of this 1104-nucleotide messenger RNA. RefSeq lists its product as uncharacterized. The transcript has a single exon. Bases 112 to 837 code for a protein of 241 amino acids. Lineage: Eukaryota; Fungi; Ascomycota; Sordariomycetes; Hypocreales; Nectriaceae. The record is from RefSeq and is a predicted model, not a curated record.